Molecule: messenger RNA, 4812 nt
Organism: Megachile rotundata (alfalfa leafcutting bee)
Lineage: Eukaryota; Metazoa; Arthropoda; Insecta; Hymenoptera; Megachilidae
Gene: Cht7
Product: chitinase 7
Biological process (GO): chitin catabolic process; carbohydrate metabolic process
Cellular component (GO): extracellular region
Molecular function (GO): chitinase activity; chitin binding
Source: RefSeq, a predicted model, not a curated record
GUGACAGUUCUGCCAUCAUGUGGCGGUGGAUCCUCGAUCAUUGAUUCGUAUCGAUCACGCUUCUUCGUUUUUUCCACUUCGGUUCCACUUUGGACACUUGUUUUUGCCACAUUCGAUCGCUAGUUUCCCGCUCGAGCGCGGUCCGACGCGUUUUUUCGUCCACGAUCUUGGUGCUACUCUGGGAACGUUACGCUUGCACGAAAAACUAGACGGAUCAUGGUGUUGACCAGCAGAACGACCUGUUGGCUGCUACUCGUCUGCUUGAUCGUACUUUUCGGCAGCCUCGACAAUGCAGAAGGCGCGAGGAAAAGAUUUCGCAGGCCAACAACUUCUGCCCCGUCGUUAUCAAACGAUCAAGAGGUCUCAGCUAGUGUGAACAGGUUCAAAGUCACUAGAAAUCGAAUCACCAACAAAAGUAAAAAGACCGAAAUUCAAACGGGUAAAUCGGAGGACUACAAGCUCGUGUGUUACUACACAAAUUGGUCUCAAUACCGGACGAAAAUUGGAAAAUUCAUGCCCGAAGACAUACAACCUGACUUGUGCACUCACAUCAUCUUCGCGUUUGGUUGGCUAAAGAAGAACAAACUGACAAGCUUCGAAUCGAACGACGAGACAAAGGAUGGAAAGGUUGGACUGUAUGAAAAAAUUGUCAACCUGAAGAAGGCUAAUCCGUCCUUAAAAAUUUUACUGGCGAUAGGUGGAUGGUCAUUCGGCACUCAAAAGUUCAAAGAUGUCUCAGCGACCAGAUACGCGAGGCAGACAUUUAUUUACAGCGCCAUACCAUAUUUAAGAGACAGAAACUUUGACGGUCUCGAUAUCGAUUGGGAAUAUCCGAAAGGAGGGGAUGACAAGAAGAAUUAUGUUCUUUUGUUGAAAGAGCUUCGGGAAGCGUUCGAAGCAGAGGCGCAAGAGAAGAAAAUGCCGAGACUUCUUUUAACAGCGGCUGUGCCAGUCGGUCCUGAUAAUGUUAAGAGCGGAUAUGAUGUUCCAGCUGUUGCGAGCUAUUUGGACUUCAUCAAUCUCAUGGCAUACGAUUUCCACGGAAAAUGGGAGAGAGAAACUGGCCACAACGCUCCUUUGUACGCCUCCUCGUUGGAUUCCGAGUGGCAGAAGCAACUCAGCGUAGACAACGCUGCUUCGAUGUGGGUCAGGUUAGGUGCACCCAAAGAGAAAUUAAUAAUCGGCAUGCCAACCUAUGGCCGAUCGUUCACUCUCUCGAACUUGGCCAAUUUCCGUGUUCAUGCACCUGCUAGCGGCGGUGGAAAGGCUGGAGAAUACACCAAGGAAUCUGGCUUUCUUGCCUAUUACGAAAUCUGCGAGAUGCUACAAAAUGGCGCGAUCUACAUCUGGGAUGACGAGAUGAAAGUACCAUACUUAGUGCAGAACGAUCAAUGGGUCGGUUUCGACGACGAAAAAUCGAUCAGAAUCAAGAUGGAUUGGUUGAAAAACAAGGGUUAUGGAGGAGCUAUGGUAUGGACGGUCGACAUGGACGACUUCAACGGCACGGUUUGCGGAGGAAACGUGAGAUAUCCGUUAAUCGGCGCGAUGAGGGAAGAAUUACUAGGAGUAUCGAGAGGCCCGAAUGCGAAAGACGUUGAUUGGAGCGCUGUAGCUUCCACCGUUUCGGAAAAUAUUUUGAAAAAACCAGAACCGUACAAAAUUUCUGUGUCUGAUGUUAUCGGUAAAGCGAAGAAGAUUCAGAAGUCGACGUCGCAGCUUGUUAUUAGUCCUCCAACAAAUGAAAGGGAGGCACAAUCUUUCUGUUAUCUAACGAAUUGGUCACACAGGCGGCCAGGUGGUGGGAAAUUUAUGCCAGAAGACAUUGAUCCUACUCUCUGCACUCACAUAGUCUACGCUUUCGCGACCUUGAAGAAUCAUUUGCUUGUGGAAGAAAGCGAAAAGGACGCGGAGAUGUAUGGGCGACUGAUCGCUCUUCGCGAUAAGAAUCCAGAUAUCAAAAUUUUGUUAGCGAUCGGUGGCUGGGCAUUCGGAUCAACGCCAUUCAAAGAAUUGACCAGCAACACUUUCCGUAUGAAUCAAUUCGUCUAUGAAGCCAUUGAUUUCUUGAGGGAAUACAAAUUCGAUGGUUUGGAUGUCGACUGGGAAUAUCCUCGAGGUGGAGAUGACCGAGCAGCUUAUGUGAAUCUUCUGAAAGAGCUUCGACUUGCUUUCGAAGGUGAAGCGAAGAGUUCUGGACAACCGAAAUUAAUUUUGUCAGCUGCUGUGCCUGCUAGUUUUGAAGCUAUUGCUGCAGGAUACGACGUACCUGAAAUAUCUAAAUACCUGGAUUUCAUUAAUGUUAUGACGUACGAUUUUCAUGGACAGUGGGAAAGACAAGUGGGUCACAACAGUCCUCUGUUCCCCUUAGAAAGUGCAACCAGUUACCAGAAGAAAUUGACAGUGGACUACAGCGCGAGAGAAUGGGUAAAGCAAGGUGCUCCAAAGGAAAAAUUAAUGAUCGGUAUGCCAACUUACGGCAGGUCUUUCACGUUGGUCGACAAAGAGAAGUUUGAUAUAGGGGCACCAGCAUCCGGAGGCGGCACAGCCGGCAAUUUCACAAAUGAAUCAGGAUUUCUAUCUUACUACGAGAUCUGUGGCUUCUUGAACGAGGAUAACACUACUCUAGUCUGGGACAGCGAGCAACAAGUACCUUUUGCGUACAAGGAUGAUCAGUGGGUUGGUUUCGACGACGAAAGAAGCCUGAUAAACAAGAUGCAAUGGCUGAAAGAAGAAGGUUUUGGAGGUAUAAUGAUCUGGUCCGUGGAUAUGGAUGACUUCAGAGGAAUUUGUGGAGCUGGUAAAUAUCCGUUGAUCAAAGCUAUGAAGAAAGAGCUGCAAGACUACAAGGUAAAAUUAGAAUACGAUGGACCUUAUGAGAGCACAGCGAGGAACGGGAGGUAUACCACCAAAGAUCCGCAUGAAGUGACCUGCGACGAGGAGGAUAACCACAUAUCGUACCACCAGGACAAGAACGACUGCACCAUGUAUUACAUGUGCGAGGGUGAGAGAAAACACCACAUGCCCUGUCCAGUAAAUCUGGUGUUCAACCCUAACGAGAACGUCUGCGAUUGGCCGGAAAAUGUCGAGGGUUGUCUGCAACACACGCAAGCGCCACCAGUGUAAAGAAAACAAAAGAGACAAAAAUACACAGUAUAAUUUAAACCUGUUUCCUGCGGCACGCGGUUUGUACUGUAAAAACGAAAAAAAAAAGCGACCGAAACAACCAUAACCUCUACGAUUGCGUCGUAAAAUUUCGAUCGACGCGUUGCCGUGAAAUUUUUUUUUUUUCACGAAAUUUUCAAUUUUAUUUUCCUUUUUUAAGAUCUUUCGGAAUUCCUUUUUUUAAACCCACACCUCUUCUUACCGAUUUUUAUUUGUCUCUGUCAUUUGUAUAAAAACGCACGCUAUCUAACUACCACGACAGUUAUGUUUUGUAAAUAAAAAGAAAAAAAGAUUUUACGAAAAUGAAUGUUGAAACCUUUUUCUUUUUUUGGUUGAAAAGUGCGGAGGGAAAGAAAGUUGUGAGAUUAACUGAGUACGGUUCUUCGUUUUAUUUUGUAACUUUACAUAAAAAACCAUGAUUGUAGUCUUCUUUGUGUUUUGCUGUAGAUUCAUCCUUCUCUUGUUUUUUAAUUGGGUUUAGAGUUGUCUAAAGUAACAAUGUUAAAUUUAAUGAUAUUUUUUUUACAACUGCGUACGUGUACUUGUGGUGUUACAGGUUAGGUGGAGUUAUUUUCGUGUGGGCUUUUAGUGGAUAGGGAAUUCCACUUGUAGUUUUAUUUUAAGUGUGGAAUUCUACGCGUAACAAAAUUUUAAAUGUGGAAUUCUACAUUUCACAAAAUCUUAAAUGUGGAAUUCUGCAAUUAGCGAACUUUUAAAUGUGGAAUUCUACAUUUAGCAAAGUCUUAAGUAUGGAAUUCUGGGGAUAAUAAACCAUCACAUUUAGAAUUCUACGCACAACAGAAUCCCACAUGUGGAAUUCCACCAACAUCCAAAUACUAAAGUUGGAAUUCCAGUCGUAUACGAAUCUCAAAGGUGGAAUUCCACUCGUAUCCAAAUCCCAAAUGUGGAAUUCCACCAAAAUGCAAGUCCUAAAGAUGGAAUUCCACUCAUAUCCAUAUUCUAAAUGAGGAAUUCCAUUAAUAUACCAAUCUCAAAUGUGGAAUUCCACCAACAUCCAAAUCCUAAAUGUGGAAUUCCACCUACAUGCACUUCCUACACGUGGAAUUCCACUCAUAUUCACGUCCUAAAUGUGAAAUUUAAUCAAUAUCCAAAUCCCAGGUGUGGAAUUCCAUUUAUAUACGAAUCCUAAACGUGGAAUUCCACUGAUUUCCAAAUUCUAGAUGUUGAAUUCCAUUAAUAUACAAAUCUCAAAUGCGGAAUUCCACCAACAUCCAAAUCCUAAACGUGGAAUUCCACCUACAUGCACCUCCUACAUGUGGAAUUCCAUUCAUAUUCACGUCCUAAAUGUGAAAUUUAAUCAAUAUCCAAAUCCCAGGUGUGGAAUUCCAUUUAUAUACGAAUCCUAAACGUGGAAUUCCACUGAUUUCCAAAUUCUAGAUGUGGAAUUUCACCCAUAUACGAAUCCUAAAUGUGGAAUUCUGUACACCCGACAAUUUGAAAUGUAGAAUUCCAUGUACAGAAAAAUUCCAAAUGUAGAAUUCUACACCUAACACAAUUUUAAAUAUGGAAUUCCACACACAGCAAAAUCUUAAUUAUGGAAUUCUUCACACGUUUCACACUGUGCGCUAACUUUGUUAAUAUAAUCUAAAGCAAGAACAUUUUUGAAUUACUACUUUUCAAAUAUUUACA